Messenger RNA from Ceutorhynchus assimilis (cabbage seed weevil), 639 nucleotides. The record is from the annotation of a GenBank genome assembly. Lineage: Eukaryota; Metazoa; Arthropoda; Insecta; Coleoptera; Curculionidae.
AUGGAAGACAUUGAAUGGAACGUAGUGAACGAGGGCCAAUUGCUGGACGCAAUGGUCGGCCACAAACCAGUUGGCGUGAACAAAUACUUCCAAAUGGCCCUGAUUUGCGACAAAUUUGCAACUAAUUUACGCAAAGACGUCGAUCCGCAGAAAAUAUGGGCCCACCUCGAAACCAUGUACAAUCUCGAGGCUUUGGACGAAAACGAGUCCAUACCUUUUCCUAAUACAGAGAAGGAAUUUUCGUUGCCAGAGUCGGAGUUUGGCGAAUUGUUGUUAAGCAAGAAAGAGGAAGAUAAAAAGAUUGAGACUGAAACAGUAAAAAUAACCAAAGAAUCAGUUAAAAAAGAAAUUAACAAGAAUACUAAAGAUGCGACACCAAGGAGGGAUAGUAAGGAGGGAGCUAAAGACAAAACUCCAGCUAAUGUGAAAAAAGAUUUGAAAAAAGAAGUCAUGGAAAAAGGUGGUAAAUCUGGCAAGGGUAGAAAUGCAGCUACCCCUAAAGAGGAAAAAAGUACACCCAAACCUACUAAAAGAACUAGGGGGAGUUUGAGUUUGAAAUCAAAUGACGAUUCGGGCUCUAGCGGCAAAUCCAGUCCGAUUACAGUCACGCCAGUUGUCAAGAGGAGGAGAGUUGUUUAA